Lolium rigidum is the source of this 2646-nucleotide messenger RNA. Its product is annotated as zinc finger BED domain-containing protein RICESLEEPER 2-like. The transcript has 3 exons. NCBI's taxonomy places the organism in Eukaryota, Viridiplantae, Streptophyta, Magnoliopsida, Poales, Poaceae. Gene Ontology annotation, molecular function: protein dimerization activity; DNA binding. The coding region runs from base 56 to 2389 and encodes 777 amino acids. The record is from RefSeq and is a predicted model, not a curated record.
CCGUCCGGCGAGGCCGUACACCCUGAGCUGGCGAUCGCUUCCGGGAGAUUCAGCCAUGGAGCGUCCUCGUGAGCACGAGGAGGAUGGCAGCAUCAAAGUGGUGGCAGAAUUUGACGGCGCUCUGAACAAUGGGCGCAAAAGUCUGUCCGAGGUCUGGGAGGAGUUCCAGCCGAUCUCUCUGAAUGGGAAGGUUGCAUUUGCAGUGUGCCUUAGCUGCCACAAUCGCUUCUGCUACAGUGGCGACAGCUAUCUGCGCCGGCAUCUCAAGACAUGCCCGGCCAAAUCGGAAGCGGCGGAGAGGCCGCCGCCGCAGGAGGAUUCCUACUUGCCAAAUGCGACGCUUGAGGAUAUAAGUUCAGCUACUCCCAGCAGAAAACUCGUGUCCAAGAUAUGGAAGGGGUUUACACCCAUCUAUGUUGAUGGGAAAUUGGAGGCUGCAGAUUGCAACUACUGCCACAAGCGCUUCAGUAAAGGUGGAGGCCAUCUGAGUCGACAUUUUCUAGCCUGUUCGAAACGACCUGGGCGUCGCCGCAGUCAUCAGAAGGGUAACCGUUCUGGUCAACCUAAUUUGAAGCCUAGGGUGCCUAAUUUGAAGUCCAGGGUGCAAAAUAAGUCAUCGUCCGCCACGACAGUUCCAAUUACAAAAUGCAAGAUCCUCAGGACCAAAAGCUCAAGUGGCAUCACCAGUCGGCCCGUUCAAGUGGUGGCAGAUCAUCAAUCCCCACCAGCAUCAGAUGGUACAAUCCCGCAGAAACACAAGACCUCAUGUAUGACUACUGCAACUGACCUAAGGGCCAGGAAGUUCGGUCAGGAUUCAUCUUAUCAAGCUAUGGCCAAAUUGAUAACUUUUCAUGGCUAUCCUUUGUCUGUUGUGGAGAAUGAAGAGAUGAGAAGAAUUUUAAAGAACAUCAAACCUAUGCCUAACACUGUCUCUCUCAGUGACAUGGAAGAACAUUUACUGGCUCUAUUUCAGAAGGAAAAGAUAAAAGCCAAGGACAAAGUUGCACUUACUUCCAAGCGCGUCUCUCUGUCAGCAAGUAUCUGGACUCAUGAUGGACCUGAGCCAACAGUAAGUUACCUCUGUUUGACAGCACAUUUUAUCACUGAGGACUGGAAAGUUCAGAGAAUGAUAAUCAAAUUUGGCAUGUAUUGGUGCUCACCAACUAAUUUGGAAAGGACAAUACACUGUAAGGAGGCUUGUGUUCCGGAGACUGAAAGUGGAUCCUACAAUGUCGUAUGGGAUGCAAUCAAAGAUUGGAAUCUUGACAAAAAGAUUUUGAGCUUGACUUCAGUUGGUGAAAUCAAGAAUGAUGCAAAUACCUCCAAGCUCAAGGAGAUGCUCAUAGAUCAGUGGUGCCUUCCUAUCAGAGGCAAGCUAUACAACGUUGCUUGUGUGGACGACAUGCUAAAUAGUGUUGUUUCUGAAGUACAAUCAUACAUACUUUUCCUUGUCGGUGACAUAGUAAAGGAUUUUUUUGGGGCAUGUGCAUCUUCACCAUUGGCACAACAGAAGCUUCUGGAAGUUAUUUCACAGAUGAGUUUGAAAUGUCCUAGAGAAGAUGCCAAGUGGUGGCACAAGUUAUAUUUUAGGCUUGAAGUUCUGUUGCAAUUGAAGAAGCUAUGUCCUGCUGAAGGAGUGCUGUCUCAAGAAGAUGUGAAAAUUGCUCGGUCUAUUUGCAAGAUUUUGAGGACAUUUUAUCACGUCAUCGAAGUAAUUUCUAGCCCUUGCUCUCAGACAGCAAAUGUAUACUUUAGCGAAGUAUGGAAAGUGAGGACAGUUCUGCAAGAAGAGGCAUCAAAUGAUCAUGGAGAGGUUGCUAGUCUGGUUAUGGAGAUGCAGGAAGUAUUCGAUGAGUAUUGGCAAAACUCAUACUUGUGGCUGUCAAUACCUGUUGUGUUUGAUCCAAGAUUCAAGAUGGUGUUCAUGAAAUUUCGUCUGGAACGAGCUUACGGCGCAGAUUCUCUGGGCUACUUAUCUGAAAUACACGAUACAGUCCAGGAGCUUUUCAAUGAAUACUACUACCGCAUGAAUCAGCCGAGGGUUGGCAGUGUUUCAAGCGAUGCAGCAUUGGAUGUAGAUGAUAAUGAUCCAUUAGACGAUUGGGAUGAGCAUCUCAGUAGGCAGUUAUCUUCAGAACUUGAUGACUACCUUGGUGAGGUUCUGGCUCCAAGAACGGAAGAUUUUGACAUUCUGGACUGGUGGAUGAAACAUACCACACAGUACCCCACACUGGCAGCUAUUGCGCGGGACGUCUUAGCUAUGCCAGCAUCUGCUGUCCAGUCUGAAGCAGCAUUCAGCAGCAGCGGGCCAGUAAUCCCAAAGCACCAGAGCACACUGAGCAUCAAGACAAUUGAGGCGCUCGUCUGCACCCGAGAUUGGAUGAGAUAAAAUUGCAAGGCCCCAUCGAUCCAGUAGCUAGCGAGACGCUGCGGUUAAGUGCACGCGGUUUUUAUUUUCUUAUUGCCAGGGUAAUCUUGUCUUGAUAUUUCUUUUGGGAAGCAUGCAUGGUUGCGCUCAUAUGAUGGUACUUGUUAUAGAUGGGCUUCCUUGGUUUUGGAAACUGCAGUGCUAUGUAAUGUCCUUUGAUCAUCUCACGCUGGAGGUGUAAUUUUUGUAGACAUGUGGAGCUAAUUGGUAGCAUCGAA